AAUAAAAAAAGUGCAUACAAUCCAGUUAUGUUGAAAGUAUUACCAUACGUUUGUGCAUUUAGGGCCAGCAAUAGAAACUGUGCGCACAUUAUAAGAACGUUGGCCAAAUACCAGCAACAGCAGCAGCCGCUACAGCAACAACAACAAGACUCACGCAUUAGCCGUCGCUGCUACGCAACUUUGGCGGCCAAGAUGAAGAAGGAGAAGAAGGAAAAGUCUGGCUCUGGCGCUGGCGACAGCCGCAAAGAACUUAACCCCUGGCCGCAAUACAUUGAAGAGCGUAAUGUCUUCUGGGAUAAAUGCAAGGCCGAAUAUUUAGCCGAGCUGGCAGCUAAGCCACGUUUUGCCAUUAAGGUAACGCUGCCCGAUGGCAAGCAACUGGAUGCCACUGCAUGGGAGAGCACGCCUUAUGAGGUGGCUCGAGGCAUUAGCCAAGGCUUGGCUGAUAAUACAAUCAUUGCCAAGGUGAAUGGCGAGGUCUGGGACUUGGAUCGUGUGCUGGAGGGCGAUUGCAGUUUGCAGCUGCUGAAGUUUGAUGAUCCAGAGGCGCAGGCCGUGUUCUGGCAUAGCUCUGCUCAUAUUAUGGGCGAAGCCAUGGAGCGCAUCUAUGGUGGACACUUGUGCUAUGGUCCACCAAUUGAGAGCGGCUUCUACUACGAUAUGCAUCUGGAGGGUGAAGGCAUCUCCACCAAUGAUUAUGGCACAAUGGAGACGCUGGUGAAGCAAAUUGUCAAGGAGAAACAAAACUUUGAACGUCUGGAGAUGAAGAAAUCUGAUCUGCUGGAGAUGUUCAAGUACAACGAGUUCAAGGUACGCAUACUCAACGAGAAGGUGACCACUGAUCGCACCACGGUCUACAAGUGCGGCUCGCUCAUCGAUCUUUGUCGCGGUCCACACGUGCGUCACACUGGCAAGGUGAAGGCGCUGAAGGUGACCAAGAACUCAUCUACCUACUGGGAAGGCAAGGCUGAUGCUGAGACGCUGCAACGUGUUUAUGGAAUUUCAUUCCCUGAUCCCAAGCAGCUGAAGGAAUGGGAAAAGCUGCAGGAGGAAGCCGCUAAGCGUGAUCAUCGCAAGAUUGGACGUGAGCAGGAGCUGUUCUUUUUCCAUGAACUCUCACCCGGUUCCUGUUUCUUCCAACCACGCGGCGCGCAUAUUUACAACACGCUAAUGAGUCUAAUGCGUGAUGAGUACAGAAAGCGUGGCUUCCAGGAAGUCAUAUCGCCCAAUAUUUACAAUGCCAAGCUCUGGAUGACCUCUGGCCAUUGGCAGCAUUAUGCUGAUAAUAUGUUCUCCUUUGAGGCGGAGAAGGAGAAGUUUGCGCUCAAGCCCAUGAACUGUCCUGGACAUUGCCUGAUCUUUGAUAACCGCAAUCGAUCGUGGCGCGAGCUGCCGCUGCGCAUGGCCGACUUUGGUGUGUUGCAUCGCAAUGAGCUGUCAGGCGCCUUGACGGGAUUAACGCGUGUGCGUCGUUUCCAGCAGGAUGAUGCGCAUAUUUUCUGCAUGCCCGAGCAGAUCAAGAGCGAGAUGAAGGGUUGUCUGGAUUUCUUGCAUCAUAUCUACACUAUCUUUGGCUUCUCCUUCCAGCUAGUGCUGUCCACGCGUCCAGAAAAGUAUUUGGGCGAGCUGGAGGUGUGGGAUGCUGCCGAAAAGGCACUGGCUGAAUCACUCAACGAGUUUGGCAUGCCAUGGAAGGAGAAUCCCGGCGAUGGUGCUUUCUAUGGCCCUAAAAUUGAUAUAACCAUUAUGGAUGCGCUGAAGCGUCCAUUCCAAUGCGCAACCAUACAGUUGGACUUCCAGCUGCCCAUACGCUUCAAUCUCAACUACAUUGCUGACGAUGGCGAGAAGAAGCGUCCAGUGAUUAUUCAUCGCGCUAUUCUGGGCUCCGUGGAGCGCAUGAUUGCCAUUCUAACCGAGAACUAUGCUGGCAAGUGGCCCUUCUGGCUUUCACCACGCCAGGUUAUGGUGGUGCCGGUGGGCCCUGCUUAUGAUGAGUAUGCCAAGUCUGUGCGAGAUCAGCUGCAUGCCGCUGGCUUCAUGAGCGAAGUGGACUGCGAUGCGGGCGAUACGAUGAACAAGAAGAUACGCAAUGCUCAACUGGCGCAAUUCAACUUUAUUCUCGUGGUGGGGGACAAGGAGCGCACCUCGCAUACUGUUAAUGUGCGCACUCGCGACAACAAGGUGCAUGGCGAGGUUUCUGUGGUGGAUCUGAUUACCAAGCUGCAGAAGAUCCGCGAUGAGUUUAUCACAAACGAGGAUAGCUUCUAAGCUCAGGAGCUUGGCGCACUAUUUAUAUAUACCGACUUAUUAUCUUUGCAAAGCAAAAAGCAGGCAUUUCUCUUACAGUUUUAUUUACGCUUACAUUUGAAUAAAAUACCCAAAUUCAAAACCA
This is a messenger RNA of Drosophila busckii, 2392 nucleotides long. RefSeq names its product threonine--tRNA ligase 1, cytoplasmic (gene ThrRS). The coding region runs from base 28 to 2268 and encodes 746 amino acids. Gene Ontology annotation, molecular function: threonine-tRNA ligase activity; ATP binding. Lineage: Eukaryota; Metazoa; Arthropoda; Insecta; Diptera; Drosophilidae. Gene Ontology annotation, biological process: threonyl-tRNA aminoacylation. The transcript has 4 exons. The record is from RefSeq and is a predicted model, not a curated record. Gene Ontology annotation, cellular component: cytoplasm.